Molecule: messenger RNA, 1581 nt
Organism: Cladophialophora yegresii CBS 114405
Lineage: Eukaryota; Fungi; Ascomycota; Eurotiomycetes; Chaetothyriales; Herpotrichiellaceae
Product: 26S proteasome regulatory subunit N4
Exons: 1
Coding region: 1-1581 (526 amino acids)
Biological process (GO): regulation of transcription by RNA polymerase II
Cellular component (GO): nucleus
Source: RefSeq, a predicted model, not a curated record
AUGCUGGCCCAAGCUGCACUGGUGGGUGGAUGGAAUGACGGGUAUAACAGCCCUGGGGGAUACUUGAGCGCACUGCCAAAGAACUUUCAAGACCAGAGAUUCCACAAACGAGAUUCGUCGGGGUCCUCUGUAACGUCGGUUGGCCCGCCUUCGCCUCUCAACCACAAUACUAUAUACCCCCACAUCGUCGCCACAUCUGACUCGAGUUUUCCACCUGCUUACGACUUUGACUACUCACAAACUCCACACACAGCCAAGUCAGAAACUCCGAUGAUGUAUCCGGGAAACUUUGGCCCCGUCGACAUGAGGAGGAUACAAUCGACAGGCGCCGACGAACGUGCGUCAUAUGGUCUGUCUGCGCCUCAGUCGGUGUCGACAAUGAGUCACAAUUCUCCAGCGACACCGCAGACUACAUAUGAACCCGAGUACGACGUGAAGCGCGAAUAUGGUGAGAGCAAGAGCGCAGUCGACGACAUGGUCGAUUACUUACAAUUCGAGUCAGGGUACACCAACGCAUACCAGCAAUCAUUACAGGAUGUCUUUCCUGACCAGCAUUUUGCCAACCCAAUGGCCUACUCGCAACCGCCUCAGCAGAACAUGCAGCGUUUGCCCGUCAAUUCCCACAGGCAGAACAUGAUGGCCGAAAGACUUCAAGCAGCACAGCAAGAUCACUUGCGAACGAACUCACCCACCUCGAACCCCCGGGACAAGUCCCCUUUCAGGCAGAACUCGCCGUACAGCAUGCCCGCUCCUGCACAAAGACCGCAACCUACGCUACAGAAACAACGUACCUCGAUAUCACCGAAGGAGUUGAUGCUGGACGAGCAUGACCUUGACGAUCACGCGACGCCGUUGUUUGCUCCAGAUCAGUCACAAUCUAUGUUCGCAAACCGUAGAAACCCAUCGAAUCUUUCGAGUUUCUACACGCCGACAAGCGAGCAAUCGAUGCAAAUGCCGCAACAAUAUCCCUUCGUCAGUCAGCCGUCACGGCAGUCUACGCAGGCGGGAAUGCAGGACGUCACGCCGGAUUUUCCGGCUCACAUGAUCUCGAUGGAAUCAACGGCGGACGAAGCGUCGGAGCCUUCUGGUAGUCAACAGUCGAUGCAGAAGCCUAGGCUCCAGCCACAAGUCCAAAGUGCUGCGCCCCAGCACCAACAGACACCACAGCAGCGACCGGUCGACACGUCAUCUGACGCAGGCACAUACUCGUGUACGUAUCACGGUUGUCACCUGAGGUUCGAUACGCCAGCCAAACUGCAGAAACACAAGAGAGAAGGCCAUCGACAGGUGUCACCUUCUGCAUCGCCCAACCUGGCUCUGCGCAACUCGCAAGCCGGACCUCACCGCUGCGACCGGAUUAAUCCUAGCACGGGAAAGCCUUGCAACUCAAUCUUCUCCCGGCCUUACGAUCUCACGAGGCAUGAGGACACGAUUCACAACAACCGCAAAAUGAAGGUCCGGUGCCACUUGUGCACGGAGGAGAAGACCUUCUCGCGUAAUGAUGCGCUUACACGACACAUGCGCGUGGUCCACCCCGAUGUUGACUGGGUUGGCAAGCAAAAGCGAAAGAGCGCAAAAUGA